CGAGACUUGAUGACUCACAGCGGGGCCACGUACUCUGGAUCCGGCAGGGUGCGACUGGAUCAACCCCUGGCCUACAGGGACGAACAAGGCAACCUGCAGCUGUACAAACCGGGCGAGGCGCCAACCAUACUGAAACCAAUGACCCCUCAAGAAACGGAAAUUGAAAGCUCUGAUACACACAGCUCCAUGUCCAUCAGAGACGAGAGUCAAGUCGGAGAGGAGGGCCGGAAAUCCGGUGUCGGAGAGACAUACACGCCAGUGAUGAAUCCUCCGCGUUUGUUGUCAAGAAAUGCACAGACUAGUUUCGUCUCCCAAGACGAUGAAAUCGUGGUUCCAGUUUCCCCUGUACCGGAAGUGAAGACCGCGAGGAGACGCAGGAAGGACGUCAUGCGCAACGACAUGGUGUUCAAAGAAAUCGACCAGCACUCAAUGCGGGUAUUUUGGCGCUCAACAUCCGAGCUGAAAACUUCUGAUAAACAGUGAAACCUGUCUAAACAGAAAAGCGUCUAGUGUUGGCCGAUCGUUCGGUUGUUGUUAUGUUUACCGAGGCCUCAUUUCGUUCGUGCCCAUGCAUAGUCCAGUUAAAAUUUGUAACUCGUGCUUAUAACUGCUGAUACGUAUGUGUUUGAUGCAUUAAGGAUGUGUGGAUUUACAUGACUAUGCAUUUCAUAGCCAUAAUUAAGAAGCUGUUCACUACAGGUUCCUAAGGUUGUAAGGUCCGUACCCAU
Molecule: messenger RNA, 728 nt
Organism: Dreissena polymorpha
Lineage: Eukaryota; Metazoa; Mollusca; Bivalvia; Myida; Dreissenidae
Exons: 3
Coding region: 10-483 (157 amino acids)
Source: RefSeq, a predicted model, not a curated record